Messenger RNA from Entelurus aequoreus (snake pipefish), 1893 nucleotides. RefSeq names its product dehydrogenase/reductase SDR family member on chromosome X-like. The record is from RefSeq and is a predicted model, not a curated record. The transcript has 8 exons. The coding region runs from base 177 to 1184 and encodes 335 amino acids. NCBI's taxonomy places the organism in Eukaryota, Metazoa, Chordata, Actinopteri, Syngnathiformes, Syngnathidae.
GUAUGAGUAUUUGGACACGAAAUAGUUUAUUUUCGUGAAAAGUAUUUGUGGCGAGUAGUCACCGUUUUUAUAUUGGAACGUGUCCCGAGACGUCAACCGGAAGCAGCUCCUCUCUCUUUCUCCUCCGCUUCCUAGCGAGCUGGAGUCUGUAUCGCAACAAGACAAACACGACUAGAAUGUUCUCUCUUAUUUGGUGCCGCUUGUUGGCAGCUUUCAAGUUGUACCUGCUUGGCUUGGAGGUCCUUGUGAUGCAGCUCCUCAGCACACGCUUCAGGUUGCCAGCGAUGCCCAGACAAGAUGGCAAGGUUGCCGUAGUGACAGGAGGAGACAGUGGAAUCGGCUAUGAGGUCGCCCGCCACAUGGCCAAGCUGGGGGCACACGUUAUCAUAGGUUCGAGGAAUGAGCAGCGGGGCCUGGCAGCCGUCAGAAGGAUCCAGCAAGAGUACAGUGAGGCUCAAGUGGACUUCCAGAAACUGGACCUGGCCUCUCUGCAGUCUGUCCGUCAGUUCGUCCAAAGCUUCAAGGAGCGCGACUUACCACUCAAUAUUCUGCUCAAUAAUGCGGGGGUGAUGCUGGUUCCCGAGGGCCGCACAGAAGAUGGAUUUGAAGUGCACUUUAGUGUCAACUAUCUGGGCCACUUCCUGUUGACCUGGCUGCUUCUGGACAAUUUAAAAAGCAGCGGCGAACCCACCAGCGUCUCCCGCGUGGUCAACACUUCCUCCUCGGCACACCGCCUCGGCCAGAUCCGACUGGACGACUUGAACAGCGGCCAGUGCUACUCGGCCCACGGAGCUUAUUGUGACAGUAAGCUGGCCCAGAUCCUGUUCAGCGCCCACCUCCACCAGGAGCUGCAGCGGGGAGAUUUCCCGGUGACUUCCUGCGCUGUGGAUCCUGGCAUGGUGGACACUGCUCUCUACUGCCACCUGUGGACACCCCUCCGCCUGGCACAGGGUGUGGUGGCACGCCUGCUUUUCAAGACUCCUGCCGAGGGGGCCGCCACUGUCCUGUACGCCGCUCUGUCACCAGCACUGGAGGGCGACCGCGGAGCAGGCUACUGGGCCAACGGGCGCCGGGAGAGGACCACGCCUCCGACCUCCGACCCUCGGACGCAGCGCCUCCUUUGGGAAACCAGCCACAGCCGGGUGUUGUGUGCAGCGUUUGUAACCGGAGGGCUGACGAGCUGAGAUUGCGUCUCGGCGGUAAAGACGUUGCCUAAAUAAGAAAACAAGCAAGCGGGUCUCGCCGGAGCAAACACACGUGCGUCUUCUCGCAUCUCAAUGAAAACAUCAGCUUGCCGCCAGCUAAAAAAAAAAAAAUAAAAAAAAAAAAAAACCCUUGUGGUUAAAACGUGAUGUUUUUAGUGCUUCUGAGGCCAUCCUUUCCCCAGCGGGGGUGCGUUCAAGAGCACUCGGCCUUCUCCACACAGACGGGACAAAAAGGUGUAGAGCAUCCAAAGUCUUUCCCCUGGCGUGUCUUUUACUUUGAAGGCGUUGUUUUGUGGACUCCUGCCUGCCUGACCUGGGAUGACGUUUAUAUUAAAUGUUCCCAGCUCCGCCUACAUGUGUACCUCCUAAAUAAAGACUGGAAUCCUUCUGCGUUUUCUCCUCCGCCGCGGGGCGUCACAUGAUGUUUGUCGAUGUUGACUUCUGAAACACGCAAAAAUGUUUUCUGUUGACCCGCUUGUAAAAGUCAACCCCCCCCCCCCCCCCCCCCACGACUGUGUAAACGUGACCUUUCCAUGUAGCGAUGACUUUGUUCCAACUGUGAAUCGGUCUUGUCCCGUGUUGCUGUAAAAACUCCUGGAGGCGAGCCUGAGCGGGCCACAACUUCUCUGUCCAGUCCUGACUUUCUUUUCUAGGACCCGGAGCCUCUCAAUAAACAUAUCAUGGUGUC